Messenger RNA from Laccaria bicolor S238N-H82, 1947 nucleotides. RefSeq lists its product as uncharacterized. Bases 1 to 1947 code for a protein of 648 amino acids. NCBI's taxonomy places the organism in Eukaryota, Fungi, Basidiomycota, Agaricomycetes, Agaricales, Hydnangiaceae. The transcript has 14 exons. Gene Ontology annotation, biological process: polyphosphate catabolic process. The record is from RefSeq and is a predicted model, not a curated record. Gene Ontology annotation, molecular function: exopolyphosphatase activity; endopolyphosphatase activity. Gene Ontology annotation, cellular component: fungal-type vacuole.
AUGAUUCAUGUUCAAUCUUUAUCUGAAAGUCAAUCUGAGUUUUUAAAUUUGGACGCCAGAUGCGAAUGGUCCGCAACAAACCGCUCAAUGCUCGCGCUUAAAGUGUUCCUGCUCGCCUUGAGCCUGUAUAUUGAUUCUGCUUAUCCUUCCUCGAUCCAGGUUCCGUUGGACCUACAUAAACAUAAGCCGAGAACGCUGCACGGAAGGUUUCUGCAUAUAACAGAUAUCCAUCCGGAUCCAUACUAUACACCUGGAACUUCUCAAUCCAAGGCAUGCCACAGGAAACGGCCAAAGAAGAAAAGCGACAAAGCUGGAUACUACGGAACACCUUACUCAGAAUGCGACGCGCCAUUUAGGCUCACGAAUUACACGCUUGAUUUCAUCGAAGAGAAUUGGGCUUCUGAGAUUGACUUUGUGAUCUGGACUGGAGAUAAUGCCAGACACGACAACGACCGGAAGAUACCGCGUACUCCCAGCGAGAUUUACACUUUAAACAGGUCAGUUGCUGAGAGGAUGGAGAGGAUUUUUUUACAUCGUGGCAUUCCGGUGAUUCCAAGUCUGGUCGGCCGUCAGGUAAUAAUGACGUUUGGCGUAUGUUGGCAUGCAUUCUUUUCGACUUCCAAGCCGCUUAAUUGGAGCACCCAGCUCAUGCGAGUGUGGAUUAUAUGCUGUUCAGUUUACACAAUGCUCACGGUGAUUACAACAGGUCCCAACAGCAUUACGAAUGAAUACGCCUCGUAUGUCCUGUUCUGCAUGUCGCUCGGAGUUCAGCUAACUCUGCCAAGUAUUUGGAGCCACUUCAUCCCCUUUCCUUACCUGCAAGUCUUUCAACGAGGCGCUUACUAUACCGUCGAGGUCGUCCCCGACGAAUUGGCUGUCAUAAGCCUUAACACGAUGUAUUUCUAUGAUUCUAACAAAGGCACGUGGAUGUAUGCGAUGUCAUGUUCUCCCGCUGAUACAUGCACAGUCGUUUCUGGUUGUGUAUACACUGCACGGGAUGAUCCUGGAAAUCUUCAACUUGACUGGCUUGAAGUUCAAUUGAAAAUGUACCGUGAACGGGGGAUACAGGUAUGGUUAUCAGGCCACGUCCCCCCUUCCCCAGGCAACUACUUUUCCGAAUGUUACGUUCGAUACGCUGAAUUGGCGCUAAGAUUCCAAGACACUAUUCUCGGACAUUUGUAUGGGCACAUGAAUGCCGACCACUUCUUUUUUCUUGAAGCCGUCGAUCUCGUACCGAAAACAAAAUUCAAAUUUACGAAGGGUGUCGGACUCUAUGAAACGCUCCUAAAUGACUUUUCCUCGCUGCCUAAAUCUUCAAAUAUAGUCAUGGAUGAAUACGCGGCGGUGAACGUGGCACCAUCCGUAGUGCCUAAUCCAUACCUCCCAAGCUUUCGGAUCUUUACAUACAACAUCUCUAAGAAUGCUCAGCAUGAAUUGCAGGGCGCAUUGAAGAAAAAGAAGCGCAAGCACGGACAUGAUCGAGGAGACAAGGGGAACAAAACAACCCAUUGUCAAAUAGAGGAGCACCAGAAGACCUGGAUCUGCCAUUUGAAUGAUCCUUGGCACUCGGAUCCGGACUCCCCAUCUAGGAGUAAUCAACGAUGGACACCCCUGGGUUUCGCCCAGUACUAUCUUCCAAGCAUCAAAGACGCCGACAAAAGUCACCCACCGCAUUUUGAGCUGGAGUAUGUGACAUACUCUGUCGCCAAUCUGCACCCACGUAAAGGAUUGGAAGAUGAUUUCCAAUAUCCAAUUCCUUUGAAGCACCUGCCAACACCACUUCAGAACGCGACGACAAGCAAGAGCAAGUAUGCGCCUUAUGGGUUGGCUGAUUUAACGAUCGAGUCGUGGGUUAGACUUGCUCGUCGGUUGGGAGAUAGUUCUCAUGGAAAAUUGCGGAAGAGGUUCCGCAAGUACAUGUUUGGAGGAGGAAAGGAGGGAGAAUAA